This is a messenger RNA of Colossoma macropomum (tambaqui), 796 nucleotides long. RefSeq names its product troponin I, slow skeletal muscle-like. Bases 131 to 676 code for a protein of 181 amino acids. The record is from RefSeq and is a predicted model, not a curated record. The transcript has 9 exons. Gene Ontology annotation, cellular component: troponin complex. Gene Ontology annotation, biological process: muscle contraction. NCBI's taxonomy places the organism in Eukaryota, Metazoa, Chordata, Actinopteri, Characiformes, Serrasalmidae.
UAGUGAGCCACUCACAGAAGGCCAUUGAAGCCAUAAAACUUGAUUGUGCUUCCUCAGGAGCUGGCACUGUUACACUCUGCUCACUCUCUUGGGGUUUUCCUGCACAGUUCAGGAAGCACUUAAAAUCACAAUGUCUGAGGCACCGAAACCGAAACCUAAGAUUUCAGCAUCGCGAAGGCUGUUCCUGAAGACUAAAAUAUUAAAGAAAGCAAGCACACUGAUCGCAAAUGAGAAGGAAGAGAAACAGAGGGAGAGGGAAAGAGUUCUGAACGAGAGAGUGCCUCCUCUGAAGCUGUCUGGCCUGUCUGUGCAGGAGCUGCAGGCUCUGUGUAGAGAACUACACCAAAAGAUUGAUGUAGUAGAUGAAGAGAGAUAUGACAUUGCAGCCAAAGUGACCAAAAAUGAAAAAGAGAUCGAAGAUCUGUCCCAUAAAAUCUUUGAGCUGAAGGGCAAAAUGAAGAGACCUGCACUGAGGAGGGUGAAGAUUUCUGCUGAUGCCAUGCUGGGUGCUCUUCUGGGCUCCAAGGUCAAGGAGUCUGUGGACUUCAAAGCCAACCUCAAAACAGUCAAGAAGGAGGAAGAAAAGAAAGAGGAGGUGACUGACUGGCGUAAGAACGUGGAGGCCAUGUCUGGCAUGGAGGGCAGGAAGAAGCUGUUUGAUGCUGGUGGACAGUAAACGGUGAUCAUCGUUUUGGGGGCUGUAUCAAGGAUGUGCACUGGUGAGAGAGAAUAUUCUCCACCAGUUUCUUACUGACAUGAAAAUCUGGUAAAGAACCUUUGAUAUGAAGAUUGAGAU